AUGCUAGGAACAAGUGCCGCUGCUUGGCUUGUAGCAGUGGCAUCCGUCACCAUCUCGGAGUUGACAGUGGUCACGCCAGUCAACACGGUCGACUUUCCGGACCACAGUCUUGAGUAUGAGAUGCUUCGACUUGGGUCAACCAUUCUCACCCGAGGUAAAGUGAUGGCACCGCUGGUUCAAGUGGUGCCUGUGGACCCAUUUGAUAUCAUUAAGCCUUCCGCGUUGGCUGCUCCACUGGAUGGAUGCCCCGCGUUAACGAUUGCCAACGACACAUCCACCACCACAUCAUCGUCGUAUCGUCUGGCCAUGCUAAACACUACUACCACUGCCACGGGAGACUCGGCUGCCAUUCCCGCCAUAUCGAUCACGAACAAGGACGCCACCGCCUUGCUACGCAUGAUGCAGCGCAAUGGUUCGACGGUAGUCGUGCAGUUGCGCUGGGCUGAACCUAAGGCUAGCGACCACGUAGACAUUGCUUUGUACACGUCCUCGACGUCGUCGGCGUUGAUGCCACUCUUGGCAUCGGUAGCUUCUGUCGUUUCGGCGUUUGUGCCAUCGAAUGGCUGCGAUACGUUUCCACUGAACGACAACUGCCCGUCGCUAUGUAUGGACAAUAUGUUCUGCACAUACGAUCCCGAUAACGACCCCGACAGCGGCUACUCGGGCGCCGUGGGGGAAUACCCAUGUCGACCCGUGUGGCAAGUGUGGUGGUCACGGUAA
Messenger RNA from Aphanomyces astaci, 720 nucleotides. RefSeq lists its product as hypothetical. Bases 1 to 720 code for a protein of 239 amino acids. Lineage: Eukaryota; Oomycota; Saprolegniomycetes; Saprolegniales; Verrucalvaceae. The transcript is spliced from 3 exons. The record is from RefSeq and is a predicted model, not a curated record.